UCUUGACUCAAUCGCGAGUUUCCGGCUCCCACUUCCUCUGACCAAUGAGCAAAGCCGGCAUAGCAUCCUCCAGGGCCGCCUGAGUUCGCGGGAAACCGGCUGUAGCGUUAUUGCUCUUGGGUUUAAACAACCGUAUUUGAUACUAAAUCAACGUGUCAUUUAUCGAGCCAUUUAAAACUGUAACUGAUAAAAAACGUAGCAGCGAGACACAGCUUCAAUCCGCCGUCUUCCUAGCACUGCUGCCCUGGCUGCUAUGCUAACGAGGCUUGUUAGCUAGGUUGCCUCAUUGGCUAACAGGAAUAUUGUGCUUUAUGCGACAGGACACAGAAAAUACUGCCGACUUCAAAGAGACAAAGGGCUGCAGUACUCAGACACGAACAGACUGUUAAACAUGUUCAACUUAGACCGUUUUCGUUUUGACAAGAAGGCGGCGACGACAACAACAAACAAAAGCCAAGAAAGCGGAUCGAAAAGUCCAGAGUCUGAGAAAGAGAACAAGCCAGCUCAAAUGAAAGCCCCACCAAAGUCCCACGCCAGAGGAGUGGUUUUUGAAGAAAUGAUUACAAUUGACUUGGAAGAGGAGGAGCUUCACUCUGGAACAAAAACCAAACCCAAGAAGGCCCAGAGUGCCAAGGGGAAAUCAUCCAAGUCAUCCCAAAAUGGGGCAAUGUAUCACACAGAUGACGAGGACAGUGAAUUAGAAGAGAAAAUGAGCAGAUUACUGGAGAUGUUCCCUCAGUUGACAAGGAUGGAACUGCUGGAGGUUGUUGGCAGCACAAGCACAUUGGAUGGGGCUGUAGCUGCAUGUCUUCUAAAGUUUGGUGAUAAAGAAGCCCCAAACCAAGGCAGGAAAAGAAAGCAGGAUGGAUCCAGCAGUCCUCAGGAAAAUGGUGAGAUUCAACCCAGCAAGAAGAGAAGGCCAUCCGCGGUUUCUGAUGAAGAUGAUGAUGAUGAUGAUGAUGAAGAAGAUGAAGAAGAUGAUGAUGAUGAAGACAGAGAGCCAAACUGGGAGAAGCAGGAAGCCAUGGUCAGAAGACUGCAGAAAAAGUUUCCUGACCAGGACAAAGAGGAGCUGCGGAUGGUGCUGCAGGAACACGACUGGAAUGUUGAAGAUGCUCUGCAGGUUCUUCAGAUGUUCUCCGACCCAGAUGACACCAGUUUCAGCUCGCCUGACACAGAAGAAAAGAAAUCCAGUAAAUCGAAGAGUAAAGACAAGUCAUGCAAGGACCACAGGAAGUUAAGGCGCCACAAAGAUCAUGAAGAUGGCGAAAGAAGAAAAGGUCAAAAGGACUAUGAGGACACAUUAGUUAUUAGUGAAACAGAUGAGGACAGUAAAGGUGAUACAGAAGAUACAAAGGACAGUGAAGAAGAAUCGGACUCGGACAGUGGAAGAUCGAAACACAGAAGUAGCACUUCCACUCUGUCUACAUGGUUAAAAAAAAGCUCUGACUCAGUAUCUUCAUCCUCCUCCGUCAAGAAAACAACUACCUCUUCCUCCCAGAAGCCAUCAUCCUCUUCCUCUACUGUUGAGAUGUUGUCCAAAUUUGCCAGUGGGACCAGUAUAGCUAAGAAGCAGGCAGCAGAGAGAAAGCAAAAGGCCCGUCUCUCAAACGAAGAUGUCAGCUCUGAGGGGGAAAAUGACGAUGGAGAAGACACAGUUAGCACUGAGUUUGAGGACUCUGACGAGGAGCUGGACACUAAAGGUGGAAUGACAGAUCUGAAGAAACAGAUACUCAGUUUCUUCCAGGAUGCAUCAAUCGAUGAGCUGUCGCUGAUUGCUGGGUGCUCUGUUAAGAAAGCCCAGAAGAUUGUGGAACUGAGGCCAUUUGAUGAGUGGCAAAGCCUGCUUGAUGUCUUUCAUAAAUCCAACGGGCUGUCGGAAGACUUACUGUUGGGCUGCAAAGUCGUCCUCAGAGAGCGGCAGGUCGUCCUGGGACUGAUGUCCAAAUGUCAGACCAUUGCCUCAAAAAUGGUCAAACAGGUCACUCAGGUGAUGGAGAGGGGCCCAGGGUCCAUGAAACAGCCCAGCCUCCUCAACAGCCAGAACCAGCUGAAACCCUAUCAGCUGAUUGGUCUAAAGUGGCUGCUGCUUCUGAAUGAGCACAAACUAAGUGGUAUCCUCGCUGAUGAAAUGGGUUUGGGGAAAACUAUUCAGGCUAUAGCGUUUCUGGCACAGCUGUCCCAGAAUGGAAUAUAUGGUCCUCACCUCAUCACUGUGCCCGCCUCUACACUGGAUAACUGGGUCAGAGAGCUGAAGCUGUGGUGUCCAAGCCUCAAAGUGGUAGUCUAUUGUGGAUCUGUGGAGGACCGCCGCUACCUCAGACAUGACCUCCUCAAUCAAGACAUUGAGUGUGACGUCAUUGUGACCACAUAUAACAUGGCCAUCGGAAACGAUUCUGACCGCAGCCUUUUCCGCAAGCUGCCUCUGAAGUAUGCUGUGUUUGAUGAAGGUCACAUGCUGAAGAACAUGAACUCUCUACGCUACCGCCACCUUAUGGCUAUUAACGCAGAGCAUCGCUUGCUGCUGACAGGAACUCCUUUACAGAACAACCUCUUAGAGCUGAUGUCUCUCCUGAACUUCAUUAUGCCUUCUAUGUUCUCCAGCUCAACUUCACAGCUCUCCAAAAUGUUUUCUAUGAAAUCCCACGAGGAGCAGAGCCGAUUUGAGAGGGAUCGUAUUUCUCAGGCCAAACUCAUCAUGAAACCUUUUAUCCUCCGAAGAGUCAAGAGUGAGGUCCUCAAGCAGCUGCCAGCCAAGGAAGAGAAGGUUGAAUCCUGCCCAAUGAGUGACAAACAGCAGGUUCUCUACCAGACCCUCUUUAAAAAACUCAAGACUUCCAUAGAUGGAGAGAAACAAGAGUUGUGUAAUGCGAUGAUGCAGCUGAGGAAAAUGGCCAACCACCCUCUGCUUCAUAGACAGUACUACACCACAGAAAAGCUCAAAGCCAUGAGUAAACUAAUGCUCAAGGAGCCAACUCACUUUGAUGCAGACGCUGCUCUGAUCCAGGAGGACAUGGAAGUGAUGUCAGACUUUGAGCUGCAUCGUCUGUGCCAGCAGUACUCCAACAUCGGCUCUUUCCAGCUUGAAAAUGAUCUCCUUCUCGACUCUGGGAAAUUCCACCACCUCAAAGAGCUGCUGGCUUCACUUAAAAAUAAAGGGGACCGAGUGGUAUUAUUCAGUCAGUUCACCAUGAUGCUGGACAUUGUGGAGGUGCUGCUGAGACACCUUAAGCAUCGUUACGUCAGACUGGAUGGAUCCACACCCAUAGCCGACAGGAUUGGAUUGAUUGAUGAGUUCAACACUGAUCCUGACAUAUUUGUGUUCCUGUUGUCAACACGUGCCGGUGGCCUCGGCAUCAACCUCACCUCAGCUAAUGUUGUCAUCUUACAUGACAUCGACUGCAAUCCAUACAACGAUAAACAGGCAGAGGACAGAUGUCACCGUGUCGGCCAGACCAAGACUGUUCAGGUGAUUAAGCUCAUCAGCAAGGACAGCAUAGAGGACUGCAUGCUGCAGCUGAGCCAGAAGAAACUAAAGCUGGAGCAGGACAUGACUGCUGCUGAAGGUGGUGAGGGGACCAUACCUGAAGAUAUGGCAUCUUUGCUCAAAGCCUCACUGGGACUGUGAUACACAAACACAUGAUACUUGAGACUGAACAAACACAUUUUUGAUGGCAUUCCUGUGAUUCUGGGCAGACUUGAGUGUUCUGUCUGAACACACACACACACACACACACACACACACAUACUUGUGUCUAUACUGGAAAACUACUGAGAACCAUAUGCUGCCAUGAAAAAAAAAGUACUGAGAUCUUAUUUACUGUGUAGCAUGGUAGCUGUGCCUAAAACACCUAUUUUUACAUGCACACAGUUUUUGCUUUAUCUUUGACGAUGAGAUCAGUUUAAAAGGCGAAAAAUGUUGCCUUUUACAGUUUAUGCACUUCACGUGUUACGCAAGGAUUCUCUGCAAAAACUUGAAAGAAAGUGGUGUAUAGAAGUUCAGACCAAACUAUCAGUAUUGCAGUAUGUGUUUGAAUAUGGCGCUUGUAAGAACAAAAGAAUCAUUUAAGUUUGCAUAUCCUAUCCGGUCUUAUAAUAUUUGCAUUCAGAUUAAGGUCCUGUAUGCUGGCAGUCUUUGAUGGAUGAAAUAUUCCAAGUUCUAGUACAGAAGUUGUGCGAAGACAUGAAGAAUAGUAGAUUUUUAUACCAUUCUUUCAAGUAUUGCAUCUUGCCUCGUUGACUUGCUCUUACCGGCCAGCUCUUACAAAAAGUGUAAAAAACAUAAAAACUGUAUUGCUGCUGUGAUCCACAUUAACAUUUAACAGUAGCUGACAAGACAACUAUACAGAAAAUGUUGCUGU
Messenger RNA from Centropristis striata (black sea bass), 4361 nucleotides. It is a transcript of the gene smarcad1a, whose product is annotated as SWI/SNF-related, matrix-associated actin-dependent regulator of chromatin, subfamily a, containing DEAD/H box 1 a. Gene Ontology annotation, cellular component: nucleus. The record is from RefSeq and is a predicted model, not a curated record. The coding region runs from base 392 to 3628 and encodes 1078 amino acids. Gene Ontology annotation, molecular function: chromatin binding; ATP binding; DNA binding. Lineage: Eukaryota; Metazoa; Chordata; Actinopteri; Perciformes; Serranidae. The transcript has 23 exons.